Molecule: messenger RNA, 252 nt
Organism: Prunus armeniaca (apricot)
Lineage: Eukaryota; Viridiplantae; Streptophyta; Magnoliopsida; Rosales; Rosaceae
Source: the annotation of a GenBank genome assembly
AUGGAAAUGAAGAUGAAGAAGGUUGCUUGCUUUGUCCUCUUUGCUGCUGCAUUUGUCAGCGUUGUGAUGGCUCGUAAGAAAGGCAAGGACAAAGCCACCAGAGCACCAAAACCUGCAAAAGCACAAAAAUCAAGCAGCGAUAUCUCUGCUGGCCUGCCCACCUGGGGUUCCUUAGUUGCUGCCUGCCUUGUAUCAUACCUUACCUACUACUUGCUGCCUGCCUUGAAUGAAGAGUUCUUUCAUAUAUAUUAG